This is a messenger RNA of Phragmites australis (common reed), 1485 nucleotides long. RefSeq names its product protein CANDIDATE G-PROTEIN COUPLED RECEPTOR 7-like. The record is from RefSeq and is a predicted model, not a curated record. Gene Ontology annotation, cellular component: membrane; Golgi apparatus. The transcript is spliced from 3 exons. Gene Ontology annotation, biological process: transport. Bases 1 to 1485 code for a protein of 494 amino acids. NCBI's taxonomy places the organism in Eukaryota, Viridiplantae, Streptophyta, Magnoliopsida, Poales, Poaceae.
AUGGAUGAUGCAUCCAUCGAGCUAGCGGCUAGCGCGCGCCCCAGCUUAAUUAAACAACUCCGCACGUCCCUGUUGCUGGCGCUAGCUAUCUGCUUGCUGUCGCCGGCCGCCACCAGCUCUUGGGAACCGAAUUUACGUGACCACCUCGAUCGAUCCAUGGCCGCCUCCGUGUUCCUCGCCCUCGUCACCGUCCUCCUCGUCCUGCCCGUUGCUCGCGCCGAGAUCAAGACGACGCCCAUUGUGUCCGACCCCCGCUCCGUCAUCCUGUUCGAGGAGUUCGGCUUCAGGCCCGGCGGCCACGCCACCGUCUCCGUCACCGGCGUCACAUGGAAGGUCCCUGAGGGGUCUCAGCUGCAGGCCGCGGACCCGUCCCUCAUGGGCUUCAUCCUCAUCUCCAACUCCCUCUUCUUCAACAUCAACAACGAGUCCGAGCACGCCGAGGCCACCGGCGGCGCCUUCUGCCCGCUCACCAGCAAGUACGUGCAGCCGCUCUUCCGGCUCAAGGACAUCGCGCCCGACGGCACGGGGAAGGGCUCCGUGACCAUCGACGCCGCCGACCAGUACACGGUGCUGUUUAGCAGCUGCCAGGAGGGCGUCGAGAUCACUAUGGACGUGCGCACUGAGAUGUACAAUGUGCGCCGCUCCGGCGCCAAGGAGUACCUGCCCGUCGGCCUGAUGCCGCUGCCGGGGAUCUUCGCGGCCACGUCCGCAGUGCACUUCGCGUUCCUGGGCGCGUGGGUAUACGUCUGCGUCAAACAGCGCAAGACGGCCGAGCGCAUCCACGCCGUGAUGGGCGCGCUCCUGCUGUUCAAGGCGCUCAAGCUGGCCUGCGCCACCGAGGACUCGUGGUACGUGGAGCGCACCGGCACGCCGCACGGGUGGGACGUCGCGUUCUACGUGUUCGGCUUCUUCAAGGGCAUCCUGCUCUUCACCGUCAUCGUGCUCAUCGGCACCGGCUGGUCCUUCCUGAAACCAUUUCUCCAGGAUCGCGAGAAGAACGUCCUCAUGAUCGUCAUACCCCUGCAAGUGAUCGAGAACAUUGCUUCGGCGGUGAUCGGGGAGACCGGGCCGGCGGGGAGAGACUGGCUGGCGUGGAACCAGAUCUUCCUUCUCGUCGACGUCAUCUGCUGCUGCGCGGUGUUCUUCCCCAUCAUCUGGUCCAUAAGCAACCUGCGGGAGGCGUCCAAGACCGACGGCAAGGCGGCGCGGAACCUCCAGAAGCUCACCCUCUUCAAACAGUUCUACCUGGUGGUGGUCUGCUACCUCUACUUCACCCGGAUCGCCGUCUCAGCGUUCGCCGCCGUGCUCAACUACAAGUACCAGUGGGUCGUCAAUGUCUCCGUCGAAACGGCGAGCCUUGCCUUCUAUGUGUUCGUGUACUAUAACUUCCAGCCGGUGGAGAAGAACCCGUACCUGUAUGUUGGUGACGAGGAAGAGGAGGCUGCUGGUGGGCAGCUUGAGCUGGAGAGCACUUUCGAGAUAUGA